Messenger RNA from Leptosia nina, 1710 nucleotides. NCBI's taxonomy places the organism in Eukaryota, Metazoa, Arthropoda, Insecta, Lepidoptera, Pieridae. The record is from the annotation of a GenBank genome assembly.
AUGGCGGAUAAGUGGGAAAAUAAGGAGAGCGAUGAUAAAGCUACAAGACAACUAAGAGUGAAAGAUGAACCAAUGGAUAUUGAUUUACCUGAGGAGGAAGAUGUGCCACCUGCUUUUGGGCCUGCUGCACUCGGUCUACAUAGGGUUGGAACCCAAUUACCUCCGAAGCCAACACCAAGUGAACCAAUGCAAAAACUUAAUGCAAGGGGCAUGCCCGCCAGAAUACGUAAAAAAAACCGUUUUAUAUUUGUUGAUGACUUUGUAAAUACAUCUCCUCCCCGACAAUCACCAAAACGUUCACCAAAAAUUCUUAAAACUCCUCUUAAAAUAUCAGCUGCCACUAAACAAAAAUCACCACUGAAAACACCAGUUAAGAAAUAUGCUGAAAAAUGUGAUGAAAAAGUUGAUAGCACAUCCCCAGAUAGAAAGAGUGGACAGAGAAUAGGAAUGCGUUUAAGAAAUCUAUUAAAGCUACCAAAAGCUCAUAAAUGGGUCUGUUUUGAAUAUUUCUAUAGUAACAUAGAUAAAGCUAUAUUUGACGGAGAAAAUGAUUUUAUGAUAUGCUUAAAGGAGUCUUUACCUCAGUUUACUGAUAGACAGCUAACUAGUGCGCAAUGGGCCAAAAUUAGAAGGAUAAUGGGCAAACCUCGUAGGUGUUCUCCUGCAUUUUUUGAGGAGGAAAGAAGAGAAUUAGAAAGAAAAAGGAAACUCAUAAGGUACAUACAACAGAGAAAAACAGCAGAUAUUUGUGUCAAAGAUUUACCCAAUGAGAUACCUAUGCAAUUAGUUGUGGGAACUAAAGUGACAGCCAGGUUAAGGAAGCCUCAAGAUGGUUUGUUUACUGGUUCUAUUGAUGCUGUAGAUACUUCUAAUAAUACCUAUCGUAUUACAUUUGAGAGACCAAAAUUGGGUACUCACUCAGUACCCGACUAUGAGGUAUUAUCAAAUGAGCCACCAGAUUCAAUACUUUUAUCCAGUAUAACCCAAAGGUUUCGACCUCGGGCUGUAAAUGAUGUUUUUAAUUUUUAUCAAUCUUCCCUUACCAACAAUACAAAUGGUCAAGGAGAUCCAAUGAUUGGGUGCAGUGAUAUAGCAAAGCAAAUUGAUAACACUGUAGGAUCCUAUCCUUAUGGAUUUCUUGAGCUAAUUGUAAAAUUUACAAAAAUUUUACAAGUUAAGAGAGGUAAAAUUAAUAACUUAAAAGACUUAAAUAGUGAGGCUGAGAAAAGAAAGUCCUAUGAUCAGAAAACACCGGAAGAUUUUGAAAGAAAAUAUGCAGCUAUUGUCAUUGAUCUUGAAAGAAUGAACAUGGACUUGCAAGAAUGUAUCAAUGAAAUUCAAGUAUAUUGUCAACAAAUUGCACCAGGGCCAAGUUUAGCUGCUAUGCUAGCUCCUUCUCAUCUGCGCGAAAAGUGUCGUGAAGAAGCAUCUGAACUAGUAGCAAACCAUAAUAAUGGCUCUGUAAAGGAUACAAAUUUAUUGGAUCUUAUCACAGAUCUAACUGCCUUAAUGUUACAGGUAAAAAGUCUAUCAAAUUCUGAUCAAAAUGCUUAUGAACUUAGUGUUCUCCAAGGGACGAUGGAACAAAUUAAAAUGAAAUUGGAACCCAAGUAUCAAAAAUUGUUUCAAUCUAAUGUUGAACCUCACAUGCAAAGGAUUCAAAUGGGCCUGGGUCAGACAUCAUCAAGUUGUUUAGUUAUGGGCUCUUAA